GCCGCGGUGAGCGGAGAUUUUGUCAGGACUUGCAGCAAAACAACUCCACAGAAAGAAGCACCUUCAGUACAGAGAUGAGUAUCGGAAGAGCUUACAGUGCUGCUAACAUCAGCAGUGGAACAGAUCUAGCUAUUGGCUUUACCUCGUCCGCAGUAGCUGUCCUCCUUUUUGGGACAAACUUUGUUCCUGUCAAGAAAUUUGAUACUGGUGAUGGCAUGUUCUUCCAGUGGAUUCUCUGUGCCUCCAUAUGGAUAGUUUCUGUGGUGGUCAAUUUGAUCCAGAAUUGCCCCCGGUUUUGGCCUCUGGCUAUGGUUGGAGGUUUUAUGUGGGCUACAGGCAAUGUUACAGUUGUCCCUAUUGUUAAAACUAUUGGCUUAGCUCUUGGUCUUUUGAUAUGGGCUUCUUUUAAUUUGCUGACAGGUUGGGCAAGUUCAAGGUUUGGUUGGUUUGGAAUUGACCCGGAAGAGGUAUCAAGACCAAUCUUAAAUUAUAUUGGGGCUGGACUUUCACUUAUAAGUGCUGUUAUAUUUCUUUUUAUAAAAACUGAAGUCCAGAGUUCUUCAGCUUCAUUAGAAAGCACACCUUUACUGAGAGAAAGUGUAAAUACCACUGAGGACUCAUGGGUGAACAAACUUUCUCCAGCAAAAAGGAGACUCAUAGGCUGUGGCCUGGCUAUAGUAGCAGGAAUAUUCUACGGUUCCAGUUUUGUACCAGUACUUUACAUCAAGGACCAUGGAAGAAGAAAUGAAACUGUAUAUACAGGAGCAAGUCAGUUUGAUUUAGAUUAUGUUUUUGCACAUUUCAGUGGAAUAUUUCUUACAAGUACCAUCUACUUUUUGAUCUACUGUGCAGUCAGGAAAAAUAAACCUUAUGUUUAUCCCCAUGCCAUAUUGCCAGGGUUUGUUUCUGGUGUGCUUUGGGCAAUAGCCAAUUGCUGCUGGUUCCUGGCCAAUCACUAUCUCAGUGCUGUAGUCAGCUUUCCAAUAAUUACCGCAGGUCCUGGCCUUGUUGCUGCAAUGUGGGGAGUACUUGUAUUUAAGGAAAUCAAGGGACUGAAAAACUACAUAUUACUGUCAGUAUCUUUUUGCAUCAUUUUGACUGGAUCACUUUCUACAGCUUUUUCUAAAAUUUGAAAGGACCUUCUGGAUCAGUAGAUGGUGCUAGCGUUUAACACAAAUAGAACAACAGUGUUGGUAGAUCGCAAUACAUAAUAAUUUUCAUAAUGGAUGUUCAACAUUUACCCUA
Messenger RNA from Cinclus cinclus, 1245 nucleotides. RefSeq names its product transmembrane protein 144 (gene TMEM144). NCBI's taxonomy places the organism in Eukaryota, Metazoa, Chordata, Aves, Passeriformes, Cinclidae. The transcript is spliced from 12 exons. Gene Ontology annotation, biological process: carbohydrate transmembrane transport. Bases 75 to 1133 code for a protein of 352 amino acids. Gene Ontology annotation, cellular component: membrane. The record is from RefSeq and is a predicted model, not a curated record. Gene Ontology annotation, molecular function: carbohydrate transmembrane transporter activity.